AUGCUCGCUGGAACGGCGGUGACUUUUUAUCUAAAUUUGUCAGCCCUAAUACGGUGGGGGGGGGGUCGAUCGGGACAGAUCUCAGACUUGGCCCAUUCAGGCAAAACUAUAAGACGCGCUGGGCAGCAGACAGACAAACAGAGUUUCAACAAAGUGUCCAAUAGCAAUGCGGACAGACCAAGGGCGUUGGCGGAUGUCUCAAGUCCAACAACCCAACUGCCCGAACCCACUGCUUGCGAUGUUACCCCAUACCCAUAUAUGUCAGUAGUAGUGGCAAAGAGUUGUACCUACCGUAAGCUUGGGCAGGAAUCUACUACGUCGGAACCUGGAAUCGAAGAAGUGUACAAGUUUAUGGCCAGAGAUGUGGCACUCCAUAUCCCAGCCGUUCACGGGGCCCGUCGCACCCCGGGCGGCGGCGGUGGUGGUGGUGGUGGUGGUGGCGGGCAGUUUGGCCGGGUUCUGGCGGGUGUGACGGGUUUGACGGGUUUGACGUGUUUGACUGGUUUGGCAGUUGGGGGCGCCCCCCGGCCGUUGGUGGCAAGUUGUGUUAGAAUGACUAAUCCAGCCCUCGCCAUAAACUCGCAUCUCGCAUCGCUUCCUGAUGCGGACAAGCGGCUUGCAAGCGAAACUAAACUUCAACCUCGUCUCUUGUUUUUUCCUUCCAUCACCCACACUCCAUCAACAAACCCAUUGCCUUCAUCUGCUUACUGA
Molecule: messenger RNA, 711 nt
Organism: Paracoccidioides lutzii Pb01
Exons: 4
Coding region: 1-711 (236 amino acids)
Source: RefSeq, a predicted model, not a curated record